AUGCAGCUCGACAAAGACAAAGCUAUAAGCGCGCAACCACCCAACUUCCAAUCACCCAACCCCAACCAGGCCAACGCCGCACAGUCUUCGCCUUCGCCUUCGUCUACCUCAUCCUCGGCUCACGACACACCUUCAUCCUCAGAAAACCCCGCACCUUCCUCCACGAAACCAUCCUCGUACCCAUCCUCUUCCUCUUCCUCGUCCUCCUCACCAUCAUCGUCACCAAAACAAAGAACCCUGCACAUAACAUCCUACGGCCACACAAUCGGCCCCCUCGCACCCCGUCCAACCCUCAAGUUCGACGUCCGCGCCCUCCCAAACCCACCUAAACACGUACGGUCAUCUCAAUUGGGGAUCUACAAACCUUUACAGGAGUGGUUUUUCGCUAGGGAAGAAGUCCAAACCCGCUUCCUCACAAUCUCAUCCAAGAUCGAAGACGCACUCCAAAUCGCCGAAGCCAACGACCAGAACGACGUCUUCAUCGGGGUAUGCUGCCAGUUGGGAAAACAUCGCAGUGUAGCGAUGGUCGAGGCGCUGGGGAGGAGGGCGUGGCUGGCCGGAUGGUCGGUCGAGGUCGGACAUAGGGAUAUGUUGCGGCGGCGGGGUCAAUCGUCGAAAGAUGGGACGAGGACGAAGGAGAGGAAAGUCAAGGAGGGGUAUCGACAGCAGCCUGAAUGA
Messenger RNA from Coprinopsis cinerea okayama7#130, 678 nucleotides. RefSeq lists its product as hypothetical. The transcript is spliced from 2 exons. Lineage: Eukaryota; Fungi; Basidiomycota; Agaricomycetes; Agaricales; Psathyrellaceae. Gene Ontology annotation, molecular function: ATP binding. The record is from RefSeq and is a predicted model, not a curated record. Bases 1 to 678 code for a protein of 225 amino acids.